GGCGCGCUGGCGUGCCGCCAGCCGGCGCGGCGGGUGCGCGCGGGCGGCGCUGGCCGGUGGGCGGGGUGCGCGGAGGAGGCAGGGGAGGAGGAGGACGAGGGGGUGGAGGAGACGGUGCGCGUGCGGAUCUGGCGCGUGCUGGCUGGCGGCAGGGAGCUCAGCAUCAAGGAGCUCGCGGCGGAGGUGUUCAACGGCACGCUGGGCAGCAUGUGCCACGGCACCCUGCGCGAGCACCUGUUCCACGUGGAGAAGCAGGCCCGCUCCCUGGGCCGGAAGUCCGCCGACUGGCGGCGGAAGCGGGGCCUGCCCCCGCUGGUGGGGCCCAGCGCCGAGCGCCGCAACCUGCGCCUCCAGCGGCGCAAGGGCAAGGACGGCAGGCCGCGCGUGAGGCUGAGGGCCCGCCGCUGUGGGGCGGAGCCUCUGGGCGCGGGCGACCGGAAAAAGAGAGAUCUCGGAGGAGGAAAGGUACCCAUGUGGCUACCCUUGCCUUGUUUUGCCCUAUUGGGGCCUCCUGGGAGGCCCUCGUCGCCACCGCUGGAUUCGCCUCGAAAUUCUGGUCAAAACGCACCCCGGGAAAGGUCCGGGGAGUAGCGGUAUCUGUACCUUUUGGUUUCCCCAUCUGUUCUCAAAAUAGAUCUUAUUGAUGAGCCCGAAAGGUAGGCGUGCCGAUACUAUCCUUUAUGGAAGCUGUGCUACUUUGAGUCGUCGCA
This is a messenger RNA of Prorocentrum cordatum, 710 nucleotides long. The record is from the annotation of a GenBank genome assembly. NCBI's taxonomy places the organism in Eukaryota, Dinophyceae, Prorocentrales, Prorocentraceae.